UUGCGCAAUCCUGAGCAUGGCGGCAUAUCGCUUACGCCCCGAUGUAUCGCAUCGGUGGAUGCCACAAAAUCUUAUAUCGACCAACACACAUACAGUACAGGUGCAGUUUUCCUGUGUUUAUAAAAAUUGCAUUCAGAGCCAAAUAAAUAGCUGCAGCGGAGAUUAAGGUGACGGAGAUGAGACCAGAGGACUCCUUGGCCAUCUGAAAUUACCGCCGGAGUUAUCCAGCUUGCACAUCGUUGUGUGCAUUUUCUGAAGGCUUCAACCAGAGAGAAAAGCUAUUUUUACCGGCAGGCGUCUAGUGGAGACAUCAACAAUGUCGCCGCCACGUAGCUUCAAUCGGGGAUUCGGUGGUGGAGGAGUGCAUGCCGGUCGCGUGGAUAGACACAGCAGACGGAGCAGUCCUCGGCGAAGAACCGGUGGAUUCAAUCGCGGUGGGGCAUCGUCUUCCAAUGGCGAGUUUUCUGAUUUGCGAGGUGUUAACUGGAGCAAUGUACAGCUGGCUCCCUUCGAAAAGAAGUUCUAUAGGGAGCACCCAACGACGGGCAAUCGUCCGGCCCAGGAAGUGGAACGCUACCGGGCCCAGCAUGAGAUUACGGUUCGCGGCGAGGCGCCCAAUCCCAUACAGCACUUUGACGAAGUCUGUUUCCCUGACUACUGCAUGAGCGAGAUACGGCGGCAGCGGUACUCGGAGCCCACACCCAUACAGGCCCAGGCCUGGCCCAUUGCCAUGUCGGGUCACAACCUGGUCGGGAUAGCCAAGACUGGCUCCGGGAAGACGCUGGCCUUCAUUCUGCCCGCCAUUUUGCACAUAAAUGGGCAGCAGCGCCUGCAACGAGGCGAUGGCCCUAUCGCCCUGGUGCUAGCCCCUACGCGGGAGCUAGCCCAGCAGAUUCAGGCGGUGGCCAACGAUUUCGGGUCGACUGCCUAUGUGCGCAACACCUGUGUCUUUGGUGGAGCGCCGCGCUCCAGGCAGGCCAAUGACCUGGAGCGCGGUGUGGAGAUUGUCAUUGCAACGCCGGGAAGAUUACUCGAUUUCCUGCAAGCCGGAGCCACCAAUCUCCGACGCUGCACCUACCUGGUGCUAGACGAGGCUGACCGCAUGCUGGACAUGGGAUUCGAGCAGCAGAUUCGCAAGAUACUGGGUCAGAUACGGCCAGACAGGCAGAUACUCAUGUGGAGUGCCACUUGGCCCAAGGAGGUGCGCCAGUUGGCCGAGGACUUUCUGGGUAGCUACAUACAGAUUAAUAUCGGAUCCUUGGAACUGUCGGCCAACCACAACAUACGGCAGUACGUGGAGGUGUGUGGGGAGCACGAAAAGGGCUCCAAGCUGAAGGAGCUGCUCUCGCACAUCUACGACCAGCCGAGCGCACCCGGAAAGAUUAUCAUCUUCGUGGCCACCAAGAAGAAGGUCGACGAACUGGCCCGCUUCAUCAAUGCCUUUGGGGUGGGCGUAGGAUCCAUCCAUGGUGACAAGUCGCAGGUUGACCGCGACAGCGUACUGAACGACUUCCGAAGCGGACGAGCAAAUAUUCUCGUGGCCACCGAUGUGGCUGCCCGCGGCCUCGAUGUUGAUGGUAUUAAGUACGUCAUUAACUUUGAUUUCCCACAAUCCUCGGAGGACUAUGUGCACCGGAUUGGACGCACUGGACGAAAGCACUCGACGGGCACAUCGUACGCCUUUUUCACGCGCAAGAAUGCCAAAUGCGCUCGUCCUCUCAUCGAUAUACUCCGCGAGGCCAAUCAGAAUGUUAAUCCGGAGUUGGAGAGCCUGGCUCGUGAUUCGGGUGGUCGCGACCGCCAUCGCGGAGGCAGAGGCUCCAUGCGAAAUAAUGGUGGUGGUUCUUUUGGAAGAUAUAACCAUAGCAGCGGCAGAUCGAGCGGCUUUAACAGUUUCAACAGUAACAAUGCCGACAGAUUCGGAGGCAGAUCAUCCGGUGGAUUCAGUAGUUCGGGCUUUGGAAACAGUUCAGGCAGAAGUUUCUCCUCCAAUGUAAAUUCAAAUAAUAGAGGAGGUGCCUUUUCAAGCGCUUCCACCAGCUCGAACUUUGGUAGUGGCCAUUUGGGCUUAUCGCUCAGCAAGUCUGAACACCAUUAGUUUAG
Drosophila kikkawai is the source of this 2103-nucleotide messenger RNA. RefSeq names its product ATP-dependent RNA helicase p62-like. The record is from RefSeq and is a predicted model, not a curated record. Lineage: Eukaryota; Metazoa; Arthropoda; Insecta; Diptera; Drosophilidae. Gene Ontology annotation, cellular component: ribonucleoprotein complex; cytoplasm; nucleus. Gene Ontology annotation, molecular function: RNA binding; ATP binding; RNA helicase activity.